Drosophila arizonae is the source of this 1770-nucleotide messenger RNA. RefSeq names its product anachronism (gene ana). The record is from RefSeq and is a predicted model, not a curated record. NCBI's taxonomy places the organism in Eukaryota, Metazoa, Arthropoda, Insecta, Diptera, Drosophilidae.
UGGAAAUUAUUGUGUUGGCUUAAAAAGUGUUGUCAAAAUAGUGCACUGAAACACUUGAAAACUUUUGCCCAGAACUUGCAUUUCAUACAGUUGAAACAGAUUAAAAGAAUCAGAGAAUAAACCUAUAUAAUGUCGAGUAUUGUGUUGUGCGGUCGGCGAUUGCUAUUGCUGCUGCUGUUCUUGCAGCUGCUGAUGAUGUCCUGCGAUGCGGCACGCAUCAAUCGCUCCGCCUUCAUGGACGGCGAUGUGCGCUCUGAGGUGGUCGAUCCCAACAAUCGCACGAUUUGGGGCAUGUUCAAUCUGACCGAGGAGCAGGUGAAUCGCAUACGCAGCGGCAGCAAUCCAGCUGCCAAGGACGAGGCCACACAGGCGAACAAAAACCAUUUGCUGGAUCAAAUUGCCAGGCAACGGAUUAACGAGAUACGCUCACGCAUACGCAUCGCUGUAACCAAGUCGGAUGUCAAUGAUAGCCAGGCGGAGCAGGCCGAGCUGAAUCAGCCGUCGCACGAGAAGGCCGGCUAUCCCAUAUGCAACAGCGAGACGACGCCCAGCAACUGGCAGCAGUCGAGCAAUGUGACGUUGGAAUUCGCCAGCAGCGUCUUUCAGCAAUACGGCAACAAUAACUUGAUCCUAGACAGCGCCAUUUUGCGGCUGUACAAAAUAAAUCCGGCUGAUAAAACAACAGCCGCGCCAGCCACAGCAGCGAGCGGCAGCGGCAACGUGGAGCCAAUGCCCGCCACGACGCCGUCCUGUCGCGAGCCCUACCUCGAGUCGCAGAUACGCGUCACCGUCUACAUUGUCCAUCAGCAGAAGAAGAAACGUAAGUUAGAGCGCAAGAAGCGCACCUGCAACACCAUCAUGCUGAGCAGCACCAAGACCGGCUGGGUGGACAUCGAUGUCAAGUGCGCGCUCACCUACUGGGCACAGCAACAGCAGCAGCAACAACAACAGCAGCAACAUCCAACACAGCACUCACAUCUGCCCAUUGAGGUGGGCCUGCUGAUGAUUGAGGUGCACGACGACGAGGACAAUCAGCUGCUGCCGGGCCUCUACUUUCAGCCACCCACUUGCGUUCAGGCAGAUAUUGCAGUCCCGUGGUCCGUCUACGGACCAGCGACGCCUAUGCCUAAUAUGGAAAACAACACGCUGUCGCGAUGCCCAAGACUAGACGUGAGAUUCUUGGGCAACGGACUGUUGACGGAAAAGAGCUUUGAGAAUCGAACCAAUGGCAAACUGGAAAACCUCAAGAGCCAGGUGCUCAAUCCAUCACGCAGUCGAGAGCACCUCAAUGCGGAGGCGACCACAUUAAAUUCACCAACAAUUGACAACAAUUUGGAGAACAGCGAGAACGAGAGCGAGCAGAGGGAGCAAAUUCAUCAUCAUCGYAGACGUCAUCAUCAUCAGAGCGUAGAGUGCGCAUCUAUGGAGGCUGAAGAAUCGUUUCAGCAGUCAGCAGAGACACAGCAUCACUUGCGAACGCAUCAUAACCAUCAUCAUCAUCAUCAUCAUCGUCAUCAUCAGAGCCACAAUCAUCAUCACCAUCAACACAAGCAUCGCCAUGUGGUGCAGAACGAAGAGUAGAUUAGAUUCAAAUAUGAAGCUCAUUUUGGGCCAGGCCACAYAAACACACACACACACACUCAUAUUAUCAAUACAAUUGCACAUGCAUUCACCGUUCCAUGUCCUACAUGCUGGUCUUUUAUAGUUUAUUGUUUAUUUUUUUUUUUAUCUUUAGGGCCAGUUGACUUAAUUAGUUUUUAGUUCCAUGUC